ACGACCGACCGGGGCUAACUGUUUUCAUUCUUGCUAGCUUCUCGUAGCUGUGCGCGAGCAGGCGGAGAGGAACGGCAUCUAAAAAGCGACUUGGAAAAACUACUUAACGAGCUCCUAGUUUUGGCCUUGAGGGGGCACCAGCAUGAGUCAGGAGUCACUGGAGUCUGAUGGAGACUCCGCUCAGGAUGUGUCUGACUUUAACUGGGAUGAUUACCUGGAGGAGACCGGAGCUGUGUCUGUGCCCCAUCAUGCCUUCAAACAUGUGGACCAGGGUCUGCAGACAGGACUAUCUCCAGGCAUGAAGCUGGAGGUGUUUGUUCGCUCUGAGGCUGACAGUCCUUACUGGGUGGCGACCAUCAUCACCACAUGUGGUCAGCUGCUGUUACUUCGAUAUGAAGGUUACCAGGAUGACAGGCGUGCUGACUUUUGGUGUGACAUUAUGACGGCAGACCUGCACCCUCUGGGCUGGAGCCGCCAGCAUGGAAAGACCAUGAGAGCCCCUGAGGGUGUGCGUGAGAGGCAUCAGGACUGGGAGGCUUUGCUGGAAAAGGCCCUGGCUGAGGAGUGCAGUGCUCCUGCCAACCUGCUGGAAUUGCCCCUGCGUGGUCGGGACCCGGUGGAGCUUCUGUGCGCCGGCUGCUACGUGGAGCUCCAGGACAGCACUGACCCUGGUCUGGCAUGGGCUGCCGAGGUAGAAGAGAACGUUGGGGGAAGGCUGAAGCUGCGUUUGGUGGGCACCGAGGGCCUCCCGGAUACACCGGCAACCCUUUGGCUCUUUUACCUCCACCCACGCCUCCACCCACCCGGCUGGGCCAAAGAGCAUGGCUGCACCCUCAGGCCUCCCUUAGAACUGUUGGGCUUGCGGACUGAGGAAGAGUGGGAGGAGGUGAGGCAGAGGAUCAGCGAGCUGCCUCAGGAUGAGGCUCUGACAGCAGAGCUCAGUAAGGAUCAGCCUGAUGUAGCCAAUCACAGUUUCAAGGAAGGGAUGAAACUGGAGGCUGUUGACCCUGCUGCUCCUAUUUCCAUCAGGCCUGCUACUGUCACCAAGGUAUUCAGUGAGCAGUACUUCUUGGUGAUGAUGGAUGAUCUCUGUGGUAUUGAGGAGUCAGAGGGGGCCGGGCGGUCCUUCCUGUGUCACAGAGACAGCCCAGGGAUCUUCCCUGCUCAGUGGAGCCUCAAAAAUGGUCUCCCUCUCAGUCCCCCUCCAGGAUACCAGGGUCCAGACUUUGAUUGGGCAGAUUACCUGAAACAGUGUGAGGCUGAAGCUGCUCCUCAGCAUUGCUUUCCAACAGAGCAGUGUGAGCACAGCUUCAAAGAGGCAAUGAAACUAGAGGCUGUCAACCCACUGUCACCUGAGAACAUUCACGUGGCGACAGUCACCAGGGUCAAAGGGCAAUACAUUUGGCUCAGCCUGGAAGGGCUGAAGCAGCCCAUGCCAGAGCUGAUUGUUCAUGUGGACUCACUCGACAUUUUCCCAGUCAGCUGGUGUGAGACAAAUGGCUAUCCGCUGGUUUACCCUAUCAAACCCUCAGUUGAGAAAGAGAGGAAGAUUGCUGUAGUGCAACCAGAGAAGCACAGAACUCCGCCUAAGUCAUCGUCACCUGAUGCUGUCAAGCAACAGAUGGCCAACCAGUCAGAGACAGGACAGGGGAACGGGAAGUACUGCUGUCCAAAGAUCUACUUCAACCAUCGCUGCUUCUCUGGACCCUACCUUAAUAAAGGUCGCAUAGCAGAGCUGCCUCAAUUCAUUGGCCCCGGAAACUGUGUUCUAGUGCUGAAAGAGGUAUUGACUCUGCUAAUAAACUCAGCAUACAAACCCAGUCGUGUGUUGAGAGAGCUGCAGCUGGACCAGGAGAGCCGUUGGCAAGGCCAUGGAGAGACACUCAAAGCCAAGUACAAAGGAAAGAGUUACCGUGCAACUGUGGAAAUAGUCCGCACUGCAGACAGAGUGGCGGACUUCUGUAGGAAAACCUGCAUCAAACUAGAGUGCUGCCCAAACCUGUUUGGUCCUCGCAUGGUUCUAGAGCGCUGCUCAGAGAACUGCUCCGUCCUCACCAAGACCAAAUACACAUAUUACUAUGGAAAGAAGAAGAGUAAACGAGUUGGCCGUCCACCAGGGGGCCACUCCAAUCUGGAGGGUGGAGUGAAGAGACGAGGCAGGAAAAGGAAGAGGAGGAAGCAGCUGUUUGUUCAUAAGAAGCGACGUUCUUCAGCAUCGGUUGACAAUACACCUGCUGGGUCUCCACAGGGCAGUGGAGAUGAAGAGGACCUAGAUGAAGAUGACUCCCUGAGUGAAGACUCUGGUUCCGAGCUGCAGGACGACAUCCAGGACGAUUCUGAACAAUCAGUCGGGAAGUCUCAGCCCACCACACCAUCACCCUCCCCACCAGCCACGCCCAGGCCCACACGUCGGCGUCGAAAACCCCGCUCACCCUCCUUCUCUGACGAUGAGAAUCACCCACCUUCACCAAAGACCUCAAAGACUGAGCCUCCACAGAAAUUGUGUUUGGACACCAGCCCCCUGGAGUGGAGUGUUACUGAUGUGGUUCGCUUCAUCAGGACCACUGACUGUGCACCUCUUGCAAGGAUUUUCCUGGAUCAGGAGAUUGAUGGACAGGCCCUACUUCUGUUAAAUCUGCCAACGGUACAGGAGUGCAUGGACCUAAAGCUGGGACCAGCAAUCAAGCUUUGCCACCACAUUGAGAGGGUCAAGCUGGCGUUUUAUCAACAGUUUGCUACGUAGCUGAUGGGGAACAACCAUGGACAUGACAGCUUCUUUUUUUUUUGUUUUAGUCCUGUGAAAAACACUGUAUUUUCCAUUUUGACUUUUUUAACACUGGACAUCUUUUAGAAUCCUGCGUACAGCUCAUUGUGUCGAACAAGCACGGACAUGAGAUGGACAAAGCUCAUUUUUCUAAUCCUUGUUUUCAACAAUUCAAGGGUGACAGUGUCACAGAAGAAGAGUUGUGUCAAAGUGCAGAUUUUUAUUUUGAGAGGCACAAGUGAGGAAAAAACAGAGAAUCCAAAGCACUCUGAAGCCAAAAAUUUGUAUUAAAUCCAGUAUGUUUUGACUCAAAAGCAAGUCAUCAUUAAUUACCUUCUUUCUAAAUAAAUAAUUUGAUUUCUGUCUAUGUUUAUAAAGGUUGUUUAACUUAAUGUAUGGCUUUGGGGAGCUUUAGACUCUUCUGAUUUAUUCCAUCUUUCUUAGAGGACUAAUGAUUCUUAUUGCUACAGUGGUCUUUGUUACUUCAUGAUUUCCAGCCUGCCUUGUUGUCAUAAAAAGGCAAAACUGCAGCUUUAAUUACAGCUUUUCUACAUCAUACUGUGCCCGACAGUGUUUAGUAUCAUCUAGUAAACAUUUUCAUGUUGUCUGGCGGCAAAUUAAGUGACAUCCACAUCUGGUGAAUUCACAUUUAAAUGCAGUUUCCUAGAAAAGAUGUUCAACCCUUUGGGUGCAGAUCUGACAGGUCAAGCGAUUUAAGCACUUAGAAUGAACAACUUUUUUUAAUGCCUAGUAUGUUUUAUAGCAGAAAUUCUGAGCUGUACCUCAGACUAUAAGUAAAUAGUGAGCAUUUUAAUUUUUUUUUAAUUCUUAAAGUUUUAAGAUUUUUCAGAAGGUUAUUUGGCCCAUUAAUAAGGUGAAGCCAAAAACAGUUUACACAGAUCAGAUUUUAAGUAACAGGUAACAUCAGUUCAAUCUUUUUGAUGUCAAAAGCAUAAACUCUAACAUAAUGAAAAUAACAUAUUUGAAUAGAUGGUUAGGUGUCAUUCCAAAAUAGUAAUUAGAUUUUUAGCGUGAAUCCCAAAAAGUGAACAUUACAGCUGUUUGCCAAGUUAUCCUGCUGUAUAGUUAAAAUUCAUUCUGAUGUGAAAGGGGCCUUCAUCUCGGUAUGAGAUCAAACUGCUCUCUUGUUCAAGUGUAAGGCAUAAGUGUUUACAGUGCAAGGAUUCUGUAAUGCAAGCACAAGCAAAACCAUGUAUUUUAUGGUGGUAUGCAAAUAUAACUGCAUGUUUGUAUAUAGUGUAAAUAAUGAAAUACCUUAUAGUGAAACAGGGUGAUUAGAAAGAACAAUGUAUUGAGCAAUUAACUCCCUGCCUCAGAAAUGUCUAAAUGCCCUAAAUAUAUUGUAUAAUUGCACAAAAUAGGCCUAAACAUUGGCAUGUGAAGUGCAAGCAUAAAUUCAGCUGUCUCAUUUGAAGCAUUUUACAUUUCAUACCAGUAAAUAGUCAUAACCUCUUUCAGAAAUUCUUAAUGUAGGCUUAUGUAACUGGGCAAUUUAAAAGCAAGGAAAAAUGAGCCCCUGCCUUCACUUCUUUCCAGUUCUUGUAGUGUAACUUACUGUAUUGUGCUUGAUUUUGUGUGAGAAAACCCUCCGUGGGUUGUUUGUUUAUUCAUUUGUAGUUGUUAUGGCUGUACUCAAAGCGAUGGAACAUAUUUUUUUCAUGUUGGAAAAUAAUGACUGCUAUUUAAGAGAUUAUUGCAAUAAAAGGGGGCGAACAACAACUUUA
Messenger RNA from Sphaeramia orbicularis (orbiculate cardinalfish), 4509 nucleotides. RefSeq names its product Scm like with four mbt domains 1 (gene sfmbt1). The transcript is spliced from 21 exons. Gene Ontology annotation, cellular component: nucleus. Gene Ontology annotation, biological process: negative regulation of DNA-templated transcription. Bases 143 to 2743 code for a protein of 866 amino acids. Lineage: Eukaryota; Metazoa; Chordata; Actinopteri; Kurtiformes; Apogonidae. The record is from RefSeq and is a predicted model, not a curated record. Gene Ontology annotation, molecular function: histone binding; transcription corepressor activity; chromatin binding.